GGCGGCCAUGUUGAAUAUUAUCUGUUGACAGUUGAGUCUAAAGAAAGCUCCAAGAUUUUGUUUUAGCCAACUUAUGCUACAACUAAACGUCUGUUGUGCUUUUAAAUGUAAUCCGGCUUUAUGUCCUGAACUUUUAAUGGUUUGAUUCAAGUCAAGAGAUGGAUGACGAUGAACGGCAGAGGAAACUACAGGCUGGAAGAGCGAAGAAAUCCUCCAAUAUUUCCAGAACGCAGUCGCUUGCUAGCUUCCGACAGAAGCGGGCGAAAGGCGACGGUACGGGGGCGCCGAAAAAGACGCAGAAGAGGAAGGGCCCGACUGUCCCGCAGAAUGACGGAGCAACGCAAGGCCGCCACGUAGAAUCAAACGUUUCCUCGGCCAAUGACAACGGGCCGGACAAGGAGACCAACCAUGAGGGACCCCAAAAGCAACAACCGAAGGAUCCGCCCCCCACUGUGGAGCAAAGCCUGUCCCCUCUGAAUGAUUUUAGAGAGGGUGAACUGGCUGCACUCACCGGCAAAGAGCAGCUCAAGCAGCUGCAGCAGGCUGUGGAGAAGCGUAAUGAGAUCAUUGCCCGGCUCAGCUCCAACCUGCAGGAGGCCCUAGCCAGCAGAGACCAGGUACAACUGGAGGCACAGUCACUUACUGGGCAGAUUCAGGCGCUACAGAGACAGCUCCAGCAGACCAGCGUAGAAUUUUUGCGCAUCAAAAAUCAGUCGGCGGCUGAAGUCCUCCACGCCCCACAACAGCAACGGCAUGGCCAUUGCUCCCAAGAUGCUGACUCCCACCAUAAGGAGGCCCAAAUGGAGGAAACUGAGUGUGCAGGACCUGGGUUCCAGUCAAGUGUUGAAGGCCUUGGCAAGGAGGGCGAGACCAGCCCUGUUAUCCUCAAAUUGAGGGCCGAGCUGGAGGAAGAAAGGCAGAAGAGCCAACGCUUGUAUGCGGAACUGGUGGAGGAGAUGGAGAAACACCAACUUGUGCUUUCUUCACUGGAAAAGGAGAAGGAGGACAGGGAAGACGAGCAGAAAGAAAGGCUGACGCAGCUACAUAACCUUCAGGCCCAGUUGAGCUCGGUCCAAAGUCAGUGCCUUGAGAUGCAGCAGUACAAGGAGGAGAAGGAGAAGCUGAACAGAGAAGUGCUCGAGCUGAGGAAGAAACUUCAGGAGGAGGACGACCACGCAGAGAGGAGAUCUCUAGAGGAGGUGCAGAAGCUCAAGGAGGAGUUGGAGGGAGUCAGGCAGCUGUUGGAGGAAAGGGAGAAAGAACUGAAGUUUCGAGAGGAAGAGGUCACGGGACUCAAAGCUUCUAAGGAUCGUCAGAACCAGGCGAAGGCUUGCUUGAGUUGUGAGGAAAAGAUCACUGUAGACGAGACCAAUCUAGAGAGCGCACCUGUGGGGGACCACAUGGUCGUUUCAUUACCCGGGGACAUCCUGAUGGAGCGCUACCUGGCUUCAGCUCCUCCUGGACUCUCCCAAUCGUCAAUGCUCAUUGAAAGCUUUGAACACUGCGGUCAGCUGGACCUCUCUGCAGAAUACAGUUUUGAGCUGAACAGUGAGGUGUUGGGAGAUGAGCCUCUGUUGUCGAUUUCAAACCGUUUCCCCGAAGAAGGAGUCAACCUCGAUGACGACUCUACCCAACCGCGCUCGCCUGGCAUUCCUGAGCAUUUCACCUCCCGAUCUCCAUCUCAGUGGCUUCACGAUGACUCCUCCGGCGAGCUGGAGACGAGUAAACUCUCUGAGCAGCAGUUUGAGGAAACUGACCUGGAAAAAGAGCUGCUGAAUCAGCAGUGCGGGGAGCUCCGCGAGGAGCUGAUUCUCAAGGAGAGGGACUUGAGUGUGUUAAAGGAGGAAGUCCUCAACAGUGCCGAAGAGCUGGAGGAGGCCAGGAGCAGGUGGGCCCAGGUAACCGAAGACCUAAAGCAGGCUCUGUGGGAACUUGAAGAAGAGAAAGAUAAGAGAAGACGCGCAGAGGAGGAGAUCACCUUGACAGCCCAUCAAAACCACCCAAAGAACCAAUUUGGUGCCUUAACGGAAGGAGAAAAGGAGAAUGCAGUAGUGUUGAUAGGAAAGGAUGCUGCUUAUACCUCCCUGCUGGUUCCUUCUACCUCUCCAUCAGACGGGGAAGAUAAACUGGUGGGUGGGCCAGAAAAUGAACUGGAGAAGGAGGCUGCACUCCCGUCUUACCAAAAACCGCAGGAGCUCAACUUGUCGUCUCUGCAGGAGAUGAAACCGCCCGCAAUCUCUGCCAAACAGAGCUCAGAGCUCCACCAUGACAACCAGCUGCAAACACUGCAGGCUCAACUUGAAAUUCUCCAGUCUGAGCUAGAAAAGACCAAAACUGAGCACGAAACCAUAUUGGCCUUAUUGGAUGAAAGGACUAUGAAGCUGGACGAAACAUUAAAGGAGCUUGAGACAACACGUGCACAGUUUGUAAACAUUGGAACAGAAGUGGAAAGCUCGCGGGAGGAGCUGGAGAAGAGCCGGGGUCUCCUGGACAGUGCGCUGAAAGAAAAGGAUGAACUGGAGGCUCAGAUCUUCUGUUUGAGACUAAGCCUGGGCAGCCUGGAGGAGGCCCAAGCCCAGGCAGCGCGGGAGGGAGAGGAGCACCGAAGGAAUAAGGAGGAGAUGGAUGACCGCAUUAAGAAAAUGGAGCAAGUAUUGGAGGAAGAACUGGAACAGUUUGAGAACAUGCUUAAAGCCAAGGAUGUUGAGUUUGGUGAAGAGAAAGAGAAAUGGGAGGAGGAGAGACAGGAGAAGGAGAAAGAGCUCCUCGACGUGAAGCAACACCUUGAGGAACACAGGAGGGAGAUGGAGGAGCAGGUCAAGGCUCUUGUGGAGAAGCAGCUGGAGGCUGUUGAGGAGGCAACAAAAAGGCUCAAGACAUCUCACCAGCAGGAGAUAAAAGAUAUGAUGGAGAAACAUCAACAACAGAUUUCUGAGGCCAACAAUCAUCUCCAGUCAGAACUACAGAAGCGGCAGGCUACUAUGGAGGAAGAACAGAAGCGACAGAUCAGCCUAAUCAAACAGGUGACUGAACGUGAGCACGAGAGGAUGAUCUCUGAGCUGACCGCCCAACACGAUGAGGAGCUCGAUCACCUUAGGUUGGAGGUGUCCUUGGAGCUGAGAGAGAGCAUGGAGGCGGCCCACCAGGCUGAACUGCAGCAGUCACUGGUCCAAAAGGUCCAAGAGCUUCAGGCCUUGCGACUGAGCCUAACCGGCACGUCCCAGCUGGAGCAGGAGUCCCUUCUCACGGAGGUUCACACCUCCCUGAAGGAGACCUUUGCCCAGGAAAGUGAACUUCUCAAGACUCGCCAUCAGUUAGAACUGGACCAGAUCACACAGCAGAACCAGGAGCAGCAGGAGAGACUGCGUGUGCUGCACCAACAAGACAUGAAUGAGUUGAAGCAGCAGUGGGAGACUCGUAUUGCUCAGGAGAGCGCUGCCAUGCAGGAACAGCAGACCAAGGAAAUACAGGCUUUAAGGUCACAGUGGGAUAAGGAAGCUGAGAGCACCCAGUCGACCCUGAAGACCUCUCUCUCAGACACCCAGAGAAGCCUUGCGGCUGCCCAAGCAGAGCUUGCCGGCGCCCAUGAAUCCCUCACCCAGACUAACAAAGCUCUAACAGAAGCCCAGACCGCUUCGUCCCAGACUCAGUCGGAGCUGCGGGAGUCGUGGGCCAGGCUGCAGGAGCUCCAGGCCUCCAGUCAGGAGUCGAACCAGAAACUGGAGGAGGAGCUGAAACAAGCCUGGGGUGACAGAGAUGCUGCUGCCCGUGCUCUGGAGGAACUGACAUCUAGUCAUAAGACUGUGCUGAAGGAGAGGGAGCAGCAACUACUCCACCUGGAGGAGAAGAAACAGCAACUGCACCUAGAGGUUUUGCGCCUUCAAGAGGAGCGGACCUCGCUAAAAGAGAGGUCAGAGCAAGAAGUAGGUCAGCUGUGGUCCCAGCUGGAGAGCAUGAGGACCAGUCGCCAAGAGUUGGGAGAGCUGAAGGAGCAGCUGCUCGCUCGCUCAUCUCGAGUUGAGGACUUUGAGCGCCUGAAGAUAGAGUUUAAUGAACAGAAGCGGGAAAUCAAAGAGCAGAAUGAGGCUGAACUGGAGAGCCUGAGGAGGUAUUUUGAGCAGAGAUUGCGGGCAUCAGAGGACAGCUACAGAGAAGAAAUUGCGUUGCUUCAGCUGAGGCUGGUGGAAAGUGCCUUGGAGGAAUCUGUGCUUAAAACUGCAGAUGACAGUUUCAUAUCUCAAGGCCAAGUCGAAGAGGAAAAAGAUCAGCACUAUGAUACCAGCCUCGAGUUGGAGAAACAUGAGGAACCACUGGAUUGUUUGCGCCGUCAGCUAGUGGAGGAGCACGCAAUGGCGCUCGCCAAUCUGCAGUCUUCUAUGGCACUUUCCUUUAAGGAAGAGCUGCGACAGGUGCGCUCUGACCUCACUGACCAGUACUAUGAGGAGCUGCAGGAGAAGAGGACUCGUCAUGCCCUAGAGCUGGAGCAAAUGAGAGCCAAACUUUCUGACCGUCAUUUACAAGAGCUUACGAGAGUUAGUUUGGAGGCCGAACAGCAGGUUGAGGCGGAGGUAGAACAGAGGAUAUGGUGUCACACCGAGGAGCUACAGACAAGGAUGACCAUGAUUCACAGUCUGGAAGAAAGAGUGUCUACCUUAAGUAAACAACAUGAUGCAGAAAUGCAAAGGAACACACAAAAGCUGAAAGAGGAGUUUGCUGGUGAGCUUGUUCAGCUUGAAGAAGCUCUGAAACAGGAGACGGUGCACGUGCAGGACGAGAUGAAGAGGCUGCGAGAAGAGCUCCAAGAGAGACAUGAAGCUGAACUCGCUGCUGUGAAGUCGAACCUUGGCAGAGAGGUGGAGAAGGAGAGGUCACGUCUUGAAAAAGCACUUCACGAGGAGACGGAGAAGUUAAACUUCCUACAGUCUGCGCUUGACAAUGAUGAAAGCCCACAGGUGCUGAUGGUGCGUCAGAGACUGAAGGCCGAGUACGACUGUGAGCUACAAAGGGAAAAGAGCUGCAUGGCGACAGAAAUCCAGGAGCUCACUGCUCUCCUCCGGGAGCAAGGUGAAGAGCGGCUACGCCAAGCCCAAGAGAGGUUCCAGGAGGAAAAAGCAACGCUGGAAUAUAAUUUGGCCGAAAAAUCUGAAAUCUCUCUGGCACAGCUACAGAAUAAACAUCAAACUGAGCUGGAACACGAGAGAGCAGCGCUUCUGAGCAAACACUCCGAAGAGAAGGACACACUCAAUGCCAAACACAAAGCACAACAAGAUUCACUCAGUGCCAGUCACAGCGAGCAGCUCGCCGCCGCCACGGUUGAACUAGAAUCCAAACACAAAGCUGAGCUUGUCGCCUUGGAAGCAGCCCUCCGUUCCAAACGAAAGGACGACCUUGAAAGUCUGGAAGCUGUUCUUCAGGAGACUCAUCAGGCCCAGCUGGAGGCUCUGGAGGCUGAGCUGACUCGCAAACACCAGGAAGAGAGGGAUGAACUGGAAAAGAGGAUGCUGGGUAAUAUGGACACUUUGGAGGCCACAUACCUGAAGGAAGUGCAAACACUGCGAGAUGAAAUGAUGCAACUUGAAGAUAAACAUUGUCAAGACCUGAAUCUCCAGAAGUCACAACACCAGCAGAUUAUGGAGCGCCACAACACUGAGCAGCUGUCAAUCAGGGAGGAUCUGAGGAAAGAGCUGGCUCAGGUGCACAUAGAGAAGUUUAGGGCCAUGGCAGCAGAGCUCAGCCACGUUCACAAGACUGAGCUGGCUGCUCAACAAGAGGCAUUGGACAUAGAACACUGCAAAGCCCUGGAGACUCUAAAAAAGCAGGUUUUGGAACUCGAGCAACAACACAGCACUGCCCUGCAGGAGCUCUCACAUACCUACACUGCUGAGAAAGAGCAACUCAUCGCACAGCAACAGGAGUUGAGGGCGGUCUCUGCGCGGGAAUUGGUGGCAUGUCGCAGGGAGCUUGAAGAGGAGUCAUUAAGGCAACGUCAGCACUUCCUAGAAGAGGCGGAGCUCCUCAAAGUCCAAUCAGAGGAGAGAAUGCAGGACAGAAUUAAUCAACUGAAGACUGAAUUUGAAGAGCAAAAGGAGGCGGAGCUUGAGGACCUUAAGCAAAGCUUCACAUCUGAACAGGAGGCGAAGGAGCAGAGCUACACGGGCAAAAUGAGCCAGCUCACUAUCCAGCUGCAGCUACUGGACGCUGUGGUGGCCCAGCUGCGUGGCGAAGUUGGUUGUCUGCAGGGGGAGUUGGAAGGGAAGCGUUCAGAGAUGGAGACUUUGGACACCCUCCUCCAACGAAGGGAGCGAGAGAAUCAUGAGGGUGGAAAUCUUCUAAACAUGCUCACGGAGGACUUGCAGACUGCUAAAGAGGAAAGACGUAAACUGCAGCAGGCCAAUGAAAAACUGAGAAAGGUGCUGAUUGAGAUGAUUCGCUGCACCAUUACAACUGAAGACAUGAUUGGACAAAAGAUCAGUGGCAAAACCCAAACAUCUGGGCAGGCGACCCUUCAGAGGAGCUCAGCGGGGAACAAAGAUGCACAAGAAUCUGGUAUUUCCGUUGCAGACAUGUCUUCAGAAGACAUGGAGCUGACCCAGCUGCUCUGCGAGAGCCUGCUGGUUUCUGAUUGUCAGAUCAAUCCUGGCGGAGAGGAAGCGGCUCUGAACGCCUGCAGCAGACUGCGUCACACUGUUGAAACCCUUCUGGAGCUGCUCAACCACGCCAACACACAGCUGGUGCAGACUCAUGAUGUCCACCUCUCUCUGGAGGAAAAGUUCUCUCAGGGCAGAGACGACUCCGCCCAGCUCAUUGAGCAGCACAAGCACCUGUUGGAGCAGCUUGAUCGAGAAGCGGAGCUGAAGAGUAAACUCCAGCUAGAACUUCACAAGGCAGAGGGGCUUCUGGAUGGCUACGUGGCAGAAAAAGCAGUCCUAGAGGAGUCUCUGCAGCAAAAGGAGGUACAGGAGGAAAGACUUGUGGAGGAGCUUGAGGACCUGAAGGUGAAGCUGCACCAGAUGCAGGCCCUCCCCACAGAGCUGGAUAACCUCCGACUGAAGCAUCAGGAGCUCAGCGAGGAGCACACACUCCUCCUCCGUCAGAAGGAGUAUCUCUCCUCUGGUCUGGGGGAGAGGGAGAAAGCUCUACUUGCAGAGACGCAGCGUUUGACCCAGGAUAGGCUGGACUUGCAGCGGCAGGCAGAAAAGGACCGCAGCUCUCUGUCUCUGCGCCUCAGGGCUCUGGAGAGAGAGCUGGAAGAGCAGGAAACUAAGGGCCUGGAGACCGAGCAGCACCACAGAGUCAACGAGGAAGACCUCCACCAACGCGUCCAAGCACUUGAGAAACAGCUGAAACAUGACAGGCAGUUUAUAGAAGAGCAGGCUGUGGAGCGUGAACACGAGCGAGACGAGUUCCAGCAGGAGAUCCGAAGCCUGGAGGCCCAACUGCGCCACACAGGCAGCGGGGAUCACAAAGGACACCGGUUUGAGGACUUGGUUCUGCAGGUGGAGAGUCUACAAGCUAUCAUCAAAGACAAGACUGAUGACCAUUCCUCCUUGCUCGCAGCCAAUCAGCAAGCCCAGCGUGACCUUAAGGAGCGUAAUGAGGAGAUAGACAAGCUAGCCGGGCGAAUCAGGGAACUAGAGCAAGCGCUGCUGAACACCGUCGAGAGUCAUCGAUCUAUCGGCCACCUGGAGCAAGAGCUCCAAAGAGCAAGGGCGAGGGAACAGGAGCUCACACAAGAUAAGCAGGCCUUGGAGCAGCAGCAGCUGUCGAACAGGCUUCAGAUCUCCGCCCUGCAGUCUAAAGUGGAUGAGACGAGACACUGUUACCAUGACAACACGCGUGACCCCACUCAGGAGCUUAGCGACGCCCUGGACGCCGCUCAACAGAGCCUACAGAGCAAAGAGCAGGAGGUCGAGGCCCUGCAUCGCCAACUGGAAACUGUGCAGAGGGACUUGAGCCUCAAAGAGGUUGAACUAAAACACCUCGCACUACAGCUGGAGCUACUGACCAAUCAGAGUGCAACUCAGGUUAAUGAGCUCCAAGGACAGAUUGCCACACUGCAAGAAAAUGUGUCCGCUCUAUCGAUACUCAAGGAGGAGCAAGAAGAACAAAGCGAGGUGGAGGACACCGAGGAGGAAAGCCUCUCCUCAGCAUUAUUUCAGGAGAAAAAUCAGGAGAUUGACCAACUCAACGCGCAGAUCCAAAAACUGGAACAUAAGUUGGAGAACACCAGGGACAACAAGGCUCUCGAGGCUGAGCUUGAGGAUCUGCACUCACAGGUGGAACACCUUCGGUCUGAAAUCGUGAGAGUGCGUCAGGACAAACGGGAAGAAGAGGAGCGCCUUCACGAGGUCAUCAGCACCCUGCAGGCAGAACUGGCCACAUUAGGCCCCAACCUGCAUGAAGUCAGUGACUCUCAGGAUGGUGACAGUAUUAACCCCUCGCUGGCUCCCAGCCCAGAGCCUGACCACGAUGCAAUGCAGGAGCAAGCGAAGAGGGGAGAACCGAACAGCUUGAAGCAAGAGCUCGGUCUGGGUCACUCUGCCUCAUCUCGCUCCCAUCGGUCUCGUCUCAAGGCCCUCCAGAGUCAGCUCGAGGCUGCGCUGGCUGAGAAAGACGGACUGGAGCGCUUACUGCUCACCCAGGAGGAAGAUUACAGAGGACACGGGGAGGAGUUUGCAAAGAGGCUGACUGCUGAACGGGAGAGGGCAGAUGAACUCCAACAUGCUCUCGCUGUCAAAGUAGCGGAGCUGAAGGAAGUCCUAACCCAGAAAGAAGAGGAGACUGAGAACAGUGGAAGGGGACCAUCUGAAGAGGAGAGGGACUGUGGCAAAAGUCAAGUCCAAGAGAUGAGCGCACUGCAUGAGAAGAACGUCCACCUCGGCUUACUGGUUGUGGAACUCCAAAAGAAAGAACAAGCGAGCCGGACAGAGAUUGAGAUUCUGAAAUCAAAACGGCAGGAAAUGCAAACAGAAAAUGAAGUCCUUCAAGAAACCUGUCUCACUCUUGAGAGACAAGUCCAGGAGGUUAGAGCCGAGGUGGUGGACAUGGAGGAGCUGGUUGCUGUGGAAAGGACAAAGCUAAAAACACUCCAGACGUUGAGGGAAGAGCUUUCUGCCGAACGUGAGGCACGGCGGACGAGGGAGGGGCAACUCCAGGAGGAAAGUGAAAGCCUCAGACAGGAAGUGACUUCAAUGAGCGCCUGUAUCCGGGACCUGACCGGUCGACUCAAUGAGAAGGAAAGCAGUCAAGAAGAGGCUCAAAAGGAAGUGCUGACCCUGGCUAAAGUAGACGCUGCCUUGAGACAAAGGGAGACUGAACUCGUCAGACUGAAGGCAGAGCAUCAGGCUCUGAGGGCCGAGCUGACUGCUGUGAAAAAGGGUCUAAGUACCAGUUCGGAGAAGGCUGAGAAACCACAUGAGGAAGGACAGACCGAAGGCCGCGCCUUAUUCAUCCUUGAUACUGAUGACCAGCGGCUGAAGGCGGAGCUGCGAGGUUUACAGGAACACCUGGCUGUACAGGAAGAGGAACUAUCCCAUCAGCAAAGAGAACUACGGCAACUCCGACAUCACUGGGAAGACACACUUGAUCACCAGGAAGCAUACUUACCGAAGGAUAUCUCCCACAGAGCUUUUGAGGAUGUCGUGAGCGAGUCUCGUGACGAAGCCUCUCUGAGCUCUCCGGAGGUUUUAAGGAGGCUUGAAUGCUCCGCACACAGAAUCCCAGAACGGUUCCACGCCUCUGCUCUCGACUCUCGGCUGUCCGAGUUGAGCGGUCUGAACAUCACAGGCCUGGAUCUCCACCAUGUCAAGACCUCCCCCGGGGUUGUGAUGGAGCCUCCGCACUCCAGGACCAUCACACCAGAGCCGGCCACACAGAGUACCCACUCCCCAGGCUCUGUGUCCGUGUGCGACCACUUAUCCACGCUCGACUCACUGGGCACAGAUAAAGCACACGAGUUGGAAGAACUGGAUCUAACAGCACCUCCGUCCCCCCUGGGCUCCACCUCAUCCUUGUCGGCACCAGAAUGGGCCAGUGACGGAUAUGGCAGCAAUGUGAGUUCAGAACUAGGUGCGAGGCUGAAAGUAGAGCUGGAACAGACUGAAAGGCUGGAUGCACAGUUUCUUGAGUAUCUUCACUGCAGAGGAAUGAACCCCACGGUGAACACAGACAGUGCUGCAGGCAGUAUGAGCUACAGCGACGACCUGUUGUCGCCUGAGCUUCAGGGUCUGUUAAAGAAAGUGUAUCAAGAAAGCUGCCAAAUUCUCACACUGUCCCAACGCCGCGCCACGUCCUCAACGCGGCCUCAUGUCUCUGACCUAAGAGCCGUCUCGUUGAGUCAGAGAGGGCAAUAUUCUGAAGAUGGCGCCGUCACACCGGACCAGCGGGACCAUCAGUCCUCCAAUCCCCCCAUGAGCUGGCAGCAGGAGAAGAGGGCACUUCAGGAGACUGUGAUUGCUCUCCGAGAGCUGCUCUGUCGAAUGGCUCAAAGCCAAACACGAACUGACUACAGAGAGGAAGACCAGCACAGAGAUCAGCUACACACGGACAAACCGGGUGAAACACAACUGAGGACUGAGCUGAAGGAGAGCCAGAAACACUCGACAUGUGUUCGUGACGUUCAGCAAGAUCAAAAGAAACAAAUGCAGUCACUCCGGAUGGCUGUGGAAAAGGCUGAGGAAGCUUUGAGACAUGAGCUGCUAAGAGUCCAAGAGCUUCAACAACAACUGGAGCAGGAGAGAACUCUCAGUGUCCGUAAGGACCGAGAGGAGGAAGAAAGGAGAGCGGCUGUGCAAGUUUCCUUCGAGCAGAAGAGGUUUGAGAUCACGGCUCUGAAGGGUCAGGUGGAACAGGAGAGGGUCGCCUGCAGCAACCUCCAACGGGAGCUUCAGAUUGAACAGUCCCGCAGCGUGCUGCUGGAGAAACGCCUCGACGACACCCAGAAGGAGCUACAAGAUGAACGGCAACUUUCCGCUCGCCAGAAAGAACUCAGCUUGCAAGACCAGACUCGUCUUGAGCGCCUCGUGACAGAAGCCGAAUCUUGUCAAGCAGAAAUUCGCUCCAAGCUCUCAAAUGCUCGCAAUAAAUUGGAUGAAGAGCGAGACCAAUGCUCCAAGCAGGUGGAUGAAGUCAGCCGCAGACACGAGGCGGAUGCCGCCAGAGACAGGAAGUUCCUCUCCGACAUGCGCGCCCAGCUGGAGCAGGAGCGAAGGCAGGGGGAGGAGCUGGUUGUCGAGUUGGACAAACUGCGAUCCGAGCUUCUGCAGAGCCGGAGGAAGUGGGAGGAGGAGGACAGAACGAGGAGGGCGGAGCUGCAGAGGGAGCAGGAGGCCGCCACUCGAUGUCGUGUAGCUCUGGAGGCCUUGAAGGAGCAGAAACGGGAAACCAGCUGUGCUUUAGAGAUGGAGCGAGAGCGUUCCCGACACCAGGGUGGGGAACUGGCCGAGCUGAAGGAGAGAAUGCGACUGCUGAAGGACAAAGAGCGGGAGCGUGAGGAGCAGCGGGAGAGAGAGAAGAGGAAGGAGAGGCAAGAGCAGAUGGAGAGGGGGAGACGACAGGAUAGGACCAACAACAAACUGUGUGAGUUGAAGCUGUUGAGGCAACAGGACCAGCAGCGCAUGCAGAAGCUGCAGCACACUCUGGCAGAGCUGGAAAGCGAGGAGAGAGAGAUGGCGGCUCAGAGGCUGUCUGCACAAACCACAGGGCAGCAACACAGGGCCGCGUCUUCACAGAACCUCCAGAGUGAUUUCCAGGCAGAUGUUGUACAACUAAACCAGCAGAUGUUCGCCACGCAGUCAUCCCCCAGUCUGCUGGAGAGGUUGCUGAAGGAGAACUCUGACCUUACAGAGCGCGUGACGUCCCUGAGUCGGGAUAGAGCCACCCUCAAACACACGCUCGCCUGCUCCGAGCGACAGCUGCGGUGCACCGAGAACGAGCUCGCCAAGGUCGCCACGGGGACUGAAAACCGACCCAUUAAUGAUGUAACAAGCAGCAGCAAGGUGCAGCGUUUGUAUGAGCGCUACCUGCGCGCUGAGAGCUUCAGGAAAGCUCUGGUGUACCAGAAACGUUAUCUGCUGCUGCUGCUGGGGAGUUUCCAGGAGAGUGAGCAGGCCACGCUGUGUCUCAUCGCUCAUAUGGGGGCACGCCCGUCCCCCCCGCUCUCCCACAACAGACCCCUGGGACGAUUUAGGGCCGCUGUGAGAGUUGUCAUCGCUAUCUCAAGAAUGAGGUUCCUGACGAGGAAAUGGCAGAAAGCGAUCAGAAGAUUAUCUGUAUCCGGGACGGUCAAUGGGCAUGCUCAAGGGCCUAAAGCUGAAGUUUUAACGCAACUACAUCCUCGGUUAAAGUUUGACUCGCCGCCGAUCAGAGACGGUAGUGCCGUCCACAGAGACAAAGUGUCGGCUCUUGUUCCACCCACAAAAUCACCCUUCAGGUUGCACAACAGGGUUAACUCCAGCACCACGGCGGGCUCGGAGCAUUCAGGAGGAACCUCUCAGGAUCCAGAGCGAUCUCUGACAGAAUAUAUCCACCAUCUAGAGAAAGUCCAGCAGCGGCUGGUGGGAACAAGACGAGGCAAGCCUUGUUUAGCCCCACCCCCUAAAGAGGAAAGGAGGAUACAGUCAGCCUGUUCCCCUCAUAUGAUUGGUUAUCGGCAGCGAUGGCUGCAGGAGAAUAGGACGUGGCUGUACCUGAGCUGCUUGUCGCCCCUUUACCUGAAUGGUCCAGGUUCGUCUUCUUUCCAGCCCGACCCGUCGUCGUCCGACCACUGAAUGAAUGUCUGCUGUCUGCAUACCAUUCCAAAACUGUUAAACUGAAAUAUGUAGAAAGGAACAUUGUGUGGAUUUUUCUUUGAGUUAUUUUAUAAUUGCAUAAAUUAUUUUUCAACACUUUUUAUUGGUAUUUUUCUAUUUUCUGUACAAUAGUAUUUUGAAGGGGACCUUAAGAUGUUGCCAGAACAAAUUUGUUUUUCUUUAUUUUAAAAUGUUUAUUUUUCUAUUGAUGUCUAUCAUUUUGCGCUUGUAAAUAGGGCUCAUGCUUACUUAACAUAUCCAAAUUUGCACUGAUUGUUUUUUUGAAAAUCCAUGACUAAGAUGGCAUGUUGGUGAACCAUAUUUGUUUUUUGUGUAAUGUUUCUACCAUAAAGUUGAUAAAUAUUUUAAAUAUUUCUACAAACCAAAAA
This is a messenger RNA of Gasterosteus aculeatus aculeatus (three-spined stickleback), 13177 nucleotides long. The record is from RefSeq and is a predicted model, not a curated record. Lineage: Eukaryota; Metazoa; Chordata; Actinopteri; Perciformes; Gasterosteidae.